AUGGUGCUGGGGAAGGUGAAGAGUCUGACCAUAAGCUAUGACUGUCUGAACGGCAGCCAUGUCCCCGUCUAUUCCAGCGGGGACACCGUCUCAGGAAGGUGAAUCUGGAGGUGACCGGGGAGAUCAGGGUGAAGUCUCUGAAGAUCCAUGCCCGGGGACAUGCCAAAGUCCGGUGGACGGAGUCCAGGAAUGCCGGAUCUAAUACUGCCUACACCCAGAACUACACCGAGGAGGUGGAAUACUUCAACCACAAGGACAUUCUCAUCGGCCAUGAGAGAGACGAUGAUAACUCAGAAGAAGGACUGACCACUAUUACUUCAGGACGCCAUGAAUAUGCAUUUAGUUUCGAGCUUCCACAGACACCACUUGCUACCUCAUUUGAAGGGAGACACGGUAGUGUACGGUAUUGGGUGAAAGCAGAAUUGCACAGAGCCUGGCUGCUACCAGUAAAAUUAAAGAAGGAAUUCACCGUGUUUGAACAUAUAGAUAUCAACACUCCUUUAUUAUUGUCACCACAAGCAGGCACAAAAGAGAAAACGCUGUGUUGUUGGUUUUGUACCUCAGGUCCAAUAUCCUUAAGUGCCAAAAUUGAAAGGAAGGGCUAUACACCAGGUGAAUCCAUUCAAAUCUUCGCAGAGAUUGAGAAUUGUUCUUCCCGAAUGGUUGUACCUAAGGCAGCCAUAUAUCAGACACAGACUUUCUAUGCCAAAGGGAAAAUGAAGGAGGUGAAACAACUUGUCGCCAAUUUACGAGGAGAGUCCCUGUCUUCUGGGAAAACAGAGACCUGGAAUGGCAAGCCGCUAAAGAUCCCUCCAGUGUCCCCUUCCAUCCUCGACUGCAGCAUAAUUCGCGUGGAAUAUUCCCUCAUGGUAUAUGUGGAUAUUCCAGGCGCAAUGGACUUAUUCCUUAAUUUACCGCUAGUCAUUGGAACAAUCCCCUUGCAUCCAUUUGGCAGCCGGACAUCAAGUGUUAGCAGUCAGUACAGCAUGAACACUUGGCUUGGCUUUGUCCUACCUGAACGACCUGAAGCACCUCCCAGCUAUGCUGAAAUUGUCACAGAAGAGCAGAGACAAAAUCUUAUAUCAUCAAAUAUUUGUGACAAUUUCGAGUUGGCACUUCAAGGACCACUUUUUGCAUAUAUCCAAGAAUUUCGUUACUUGCCUCCUCCUCUCUACUCAGAGGUUGACCCAAACCCAGAUCAGCCCAUUGAAGAUCAUCCUUCCUGUCCAUCUCGCUGA
This is a messenger RNA of Staurois parvus, 1238 nucleotides long. Lineage: Eukaryota; Metazoa; Chordata; Amphibia; Anura; Ranidae. The record is from the annotation of a GenBank genome assembly.